AUGAGCCCCCAGAGGAUGCAGCCCCUCCCCGUGGUGGAGUUCCCCUGGAUGGCUGCAGACCCCCCAAAACGCCUCCAAGCCCCGCCCGAUGGCUGCGGACCCCCCGGGCGGCCCCGGCCUCGUCCCAGCGGCACCAUUGGAGGAGGAGGAGGAGGAGGAAGGCACAAAGUGUCCUUUGUGUGGGCAAAGCCGAGGCCCCAACGAGCCGAGCGGGCCCGGGAUGAGCUCGGGAUACCCCGGCUCUGGGAACGGGAGCUGACCCCCCCAGGACGCAGCCAGGACCCCCCACACCCCACCCGGCCUCGAGUUAGGGGUGGAGGACGAGCAGCAGGGCCGGGCCCACCCCGUGGUUCGGGUGUGACACCAGAGGGGACAGACGUGUCCCCACCCGCCCCGCCUUCCCACCGGCAGCGGCACCCAAAACCGGGGCAGCCCCGGUGCCCCGCCCGGCCCAGCCCCCAACGGGAAGUGGAGCCCCCCAAGGCCUCGUGGCGUCCUCACCUGGGGGACCCCGCCCUGGUGCCCGACGGGCGAGGCCGAGCCCGGCGCCAUCCUUGGCGUGACUUUGGGAGCCGCGGUGGCCCCGGCGGCGCUCCCGGCCCUUCCCGCUGCCCCCCGGCCCGGCCCCCGUGGGGGCGGCAGCUCUGGGGUGCCCCCGUGUCCCCCGUGUCCCCCGCCCAAGGCCACUGCGGCAGGGCAGGCCCGGGCCGGCCCCUGCGGGGCCGUGGCUGUGACGUUGGGAGCUGCCGCAUUGCGGAUGUGCCCCCGGCCCCGGCCCCCGGCCCCCGGCCCCGCUCCCGCCGCCCCACAGCGCUCUCCGCAAGGCCCCACACCCGCCCCGGGGUUACGGGCGUGUCCCGGCCCCCCUGA
Molecule: messenger RNA, 870 nt
Organism: Myiozetetes cayanensis
Lineage: Eukaryota; Metazoa; Chordata; Aves; Passeriformes; Tyrannidae
Product: proline-rich protein 2-like
Exons: 1
Coding region: 1-870 (289 amino acids)
Source: RefSeq, a predicted model, not a curated record